This is a messenger RNA of Lemur catta (Ring-tailed lemur), 3241 nucleotides long. RefSeq names its product synaptonemal complex protein 1 (gene SYCP1). The transcript is spliced from 32 exons. Lineage: Eukaryota; Metazoa; Chordata; Mammalia; Primates; Lemuridae. Gene Ontology annotation, biological process: synaptonemal complex assembly; chiasma assembly; meiotic DNA repair synthesis. Gene Ontology annotation, cellular component: transverse filament; central element; male germ cell nucleus. Gene Ontology annotation, molecular function: double-stranded DNA binding. The record is from RefSeq and is a predicted model, not a curated record. Bases 115 to 3045 code for a protein of 976 amino acids.
GCUCUUAGUUCUUUCUGCUGCCCUCCAAGGCAGUAGGCAGCAGCUCGCGUGGGCACCCAGCCCAGGUUUCCUUUUAGUUCUUCAAAGUAGGUAUUUACAGCUGGAAGAGAGAAAAUGGAAAAGCAAAAGCCUUUUAAACUGUUUGUACCACCAAGAUUGAGCAGCAGUCAAGUAUCUGCAGUGAAACCUCAGACUUUAGGGGGAGAUUCUAAUGUCUUCAAGAGUUUCAACAAAUGUAUUGAAGAUGAUUAUGACUUUCCAUUUGCAAUAACUACUCUCUCCAAAAAUGGGGCAAACAUUGAUUCAGAUCCUGCCUUACAAAAAGUUAGCUUUUUACCCAUGCUUGAGCAGAUUGGUAAUUCUGACUGUUGUCACUAUCAAGAAGGACUAAAAGACUCUGGUUUUGAGAAUUCAGAGCCAAUAAGCAGAGUAUAUUCAAAACUAUAUAAGGAGGCUGAAAAGAUCAAAAAAUGGAAAGUGAGUGUAGAAUCUGAACUGAAGCAGAAAGAAAAUAAGUUGCAAGAAAAUAGAAAGAUAAUUGAAGCACAGCGAAAAGCCAUUCAAGAACUACAGUUUGGAAAUGAAAAAGUAAGUUUGAAAUUAGAAGAAGGAAUUCAAGAAAAUAAAGAUUUAAUAAAAGAGAAUAAUGCUACAAGGCAUUUGUGUAACCUCCUCAAAGAAACCUGUGGUAGAUCUGCAGAAAAGACAAAGAAAUAUGAAUAUGAACGGGAAGAAACCAGGCAAGUUUAUAUGGACCUAAAUAAUAACAUUGAAAAAAUGAUAACAGCUUUUGAGGAACUUCGUGUGCAAGCUGAGAAUUCCAGAUUGGAAAUGCAUUUUAAGUUAAAGGAAGAUUAUGAAAAAAUCCAACACCUUGAAGAAGAAUACAAGAAGGAAGUAAAUGACAAGGAAAAGCAGGUAUCACUACUAUUGAAUCAAAGCACUGAGAAAGAUAAUAAAAUGAAAGAGUUAACAUUUUUGCUAGAGGAAUGCAGAGAUAAAGUUAAUCAAUUAGAGGAAAAGACAAAAUUACAGAAUGAAGACUUAAAAAAAUCGAAUGAGAAACAGGAUCAUUUGACUUCAGAACUAGAAGAUACUAAAGUGUCUUUGCAAAGAAGCAUGAGUACUCAAAAGGCUUUAGAGGAAGAUUUACAGAUAGCAACAAAAACAAUUUAUCAGCUCACUGGAGAAAAAGAAGCUCAAAUGGAAGAGUUUAAUAAAGCUAAAGCUGCUCAUUCAUUUGUGGUUACUGAACUUAAAACUACUAUCUGCAACUUGAAAGAAUUAUUGAGAACAGAACAGCAAAGAUUGGAGAAAGAUGAAGAUCAAUUGAAAAUACUUACCAUGGAGCUUCAAAAAAAAUCAAGUGAACUGGAAGAGAUGACUAAGUUUAAAAACAGCAAAGAAGUAGAACUUGAAGAAUUGAAAAAAGUCCUGGCAGAAAACCAAAAGCUUUUAGAUGAAAAGAAACAAUUUGAGAAGAUUGCCGCAGAAUUAAAAGGAACAGAACAAGAACUGACUGGUCUUCUCCAAACCAGAGAGAAAGAAGUACAUGAUUUGGAAAUAAAAUUAACUGCCACUGCAACAAGUGAACAGCAUUAUUCAAAACAGGUUAAAGAUCUGAAAACUGAGCUUGAAAAUGAGAAGCUUAAGAAUACUGAAUUAACUGCAAGCUGCAACAAGCUUUCACUUGAAAACAAAGAACUAGCACAAGAAACAAGUGAUAUGGUCCUAGAAAUCAAGAAACAGCAAGAAGAUAUUAAUAAUAGAAAAAAGCAAGAAGAAAGGAUGUUGAAACAAAUAGAAAAUCUGGAAGAAGCAGAAACACAAUUAAGGAAGGAGCUAGAAUCUGUGAGAGAAGAGCUAAAACAGAAAGGAGAUGAAGUUAAAUGUAAAUUGGACAAGAGUGAAGAAAAUUGUAACAAUUUAAAGAAACAAGUUGAAAAUAAAAGCAAGUGUAUUGAAGAACUUCAGCAGGAGAAUAAGGCCUUGAAAAAAAAAGGUACAGCAGAAAGCAAGCAGCUGAAUGUUUAUGAGAUAAAGGUCAGUAAAUUAGAAUUAGAACUAGAAAAUGCCAAACAACACUUUGAGGAAAUGACUGAGAGCUAUCAAAAAGAAAUUGAGAACAGAAAGAUAUCAGAAGAAAAUCUUUUGAGAGAGGCUGAGAAAGCAAAAAUAAUAGCUGAUGAAGCAGUAAAAUUACAGAAAGAAAUCGAUAUACGAUGUCAACAUAAAAUAGCUGAAAUGGUAGCACUUAUGGAAAAACAUAAGCACCAAUAUGAUAAGAUUGUUGAAGAGAGAGACUCAGAAUUAGGAAUUUAUAAGAGCAAAGAACAAGAACAGUUAUCAAUGAAAGCAUCUCUGGAAAUUGAACUAUCUAAUCUUGAAAAUGAACUUUUGUCUGUUAAGAAGCAACUUGAAAUAGAAAGAGAAGAAAAAGAAAAACUCAAAACAGAGGCAAAAGAAAACAUAGUUACUCUCAAAGAAAAAAAAGACAAGAAAACACAGACAUCUUUGUUGGAAACACCUGAAACUAGUUAUCGGAAAAUUGAUUCUAAAGCAGCUACUUCACAAAAUAUAUCUCGAAAUUUCACAUCAGUUGAUCACAACAAAUCCAAAGAUAGAAGAGACUAUCUGUGGACAUCUGCCAAAAGUACUUUAUCUGCACCAAAGGCAUUUACAGUGAGGACACCAACAAAAAUGAAAAUACAUCAAAGAGAAAACAAGAAUAUACCCACUGAAGAGAAUAACAAAAAGAGAAAAACGGUCUUUGAAUUCGAUAUUCAUUCAGAUAGCUCAGAACCUAAUGAUCUUUUGAGCCUGGUUUCAGAGGAAGAGACAGUGAAAAAACUAGGCAAGAAUAAUAAUCCACCAACUUCUCAUCUUUGUGUCAGAACACCAAAAAAGACUCCUUCAUCUCUAAUAGCCGCUGGAUCUUCAGUGAAGACUGGAUCUGUGAGAACAAUACGGGAGGACUAUUGGUCUAUAAUUUCUAAAAUGGAUAGGAAAAAAAAAGUAAAGGAAGCAGAAAAGCUGUUUGUUUAGUUUCAGAAAAUCGGUGUGAUUAAGGAGCCUAAUAACAUCAAAUGUAUCGUUAAUUUUUUAUUCUUAUUUUCCAAAGAGCCAAACUUUAUGUGGAAAUUGAGAUUUUGGAAAAAUAUUAGCAAAAAUAAUUUAUUUCUUUAUAUUUUUAUAUUUUUGGCCUAAAUUUAAAAUAACUACAUAUUAUUUGAAAACUUGU